Messenger RNA from Trematomus bernacchii (emerald rockcod), 4829 nucleotides. RefSeq lists its product as uncharacterized. The record is from RefSeq and is a predicted model, not a curated record. The coding region runs from base 981 to 3896 and encodes 971 amino acids. Gene Ontology annotation, molecular function: protein binding; DNA-binding transcription factor activity, RNA polymerase II-specific; RNA polymerase II cis-regulatory region sequence-specific DNA binding. NCBI's taxonomy places the organism in Eukaryota, Metazoa, Chordata, Actinopteri, Perciformes, Nototheniidae. Gene Ontology annotation, biological process: regulation of transcription by RNA polymerase II. The transcript is spliced from 7 exons.
CGGGGAAAACUCGUCUCGGUUAGUCUGCUGAUUAGCAACAAACAGAAGGUUACGAGUUUAGAAAAAUAGAGAAUUUCACCGACAUACUGGCUUUGCGGCACCGAGAGAGCUACUAACUAAGUCGGGUGUCUAACCGGAGCUUGUUGGGUCGCUUUUGAGGAGAUUGAAUCUUGUGAUUUUGAACAUUUCUGACUGAUAGCGGAGACAACCUCGCUUUUAGGUCGUUGGUUCAAGUGGCGAUGCUGAGCUGAUAGCUGCGUCAUCAUGUUGCUUCCGACUCGAGUUGGCGAAAAGAAAUCUCAAGUUAACGCCGGAGGUGAGGCUGCCCGCCGCCAUCCAUCCCCGGAGGGCCACUCCCGACCCCUGAGACAGAUGGAGACGGGCUGCUGGUGAGCGUUUCGCGGGGAUCGCCUGUUCAUGGGGUCGCUGUGAAACUGGUGACUUUACAUCACUUGUCUCGGAGCUGUUGGCGCGAUACUCUCCUGGCUGCAUUUAUUAUCUACACUCGGAUGGACAGUCUAACAUGUAUAUUGUUGUGGCGUAGAUUUGACCAAAUGCUUCCCCAAAAGAAAGUAUUUUGAUAUUUUAGGGAUGUUAGCCACAACUGUUUGGAUAGUGAGAAGUGAUGACAGCUAGUGAAAUGCCCAUCUUCUUCUUUGGAAAAACAAGCUUUUGUAUAAGCCAUAAUGAGAGACGUUGCGGUUCAUUUAAGCUAAUAGGCUAGUUUGUAUCCGUCCACUAGGGUUUGUCAGACUAUUAGCAGGGUGGCAAACACUAUUUCUUCUGUAUUUAUUGUUAAAAACGGUGCUCUGUUGUCUGCUGUCACCGUAUCCACGUGGACUUUGUUUCAGGUCGGUGGGUAAAGUUAGGCGUUCAGUCCCCCGCUGGGACUGAUUACUUCAGAGGGAGCAGCUGUGGUGCUUCUCAGCCAAAGGCACAAAGUUACAUUUUUACAACAGAAUAUUAAAACAAUUGAUAAAAUGGCCGGCGACUGCACCCACAUGAAGGCUCACUACACGAAGGCAGAGACGUUUUGUCCGUCCAAACCCUGGUCAGAUGAAGACGGAGACAGAGGGAUGAAAGGGCGUGGACUUCCCGCACGGUGGUCGCCCAACUUUGAGACGAUAGACGGGCUGUUGUACCGCAAGAAGCUGGAGAAGGGCUUCUUCAACUACCGUGAGGUCUUGGAGGAGGACCGGAGACAGGAGGCCCUCUCCACCUUUCACCGGCGGCGCCUCGGACAGCCCCACCUGUCCCUGGAGGAGACUUACAAAUGUGUGGCUGAAAACUACUGGUGGGAAGGGAUGUACUUCCAGAUCAGAGAUUUUGUCCUGGGCUGUCUAGAGUGUCAGAGCCAGCACACCAAGAAACCUAAGGGGCUGGGUGGCAGAGGAUGUGUCACCAAGACGAUGGUGUCACACAGCGCUGACAUGCUGAGCAAGCUGAGGAAUCAGCGGGAGGCCGGGCUUUUCUGUGACAUUACACUGCGGACCAACGGACAAUCCUACUCUGCCCAUAGAGCUGUCCUGGCGGCCGUCAGCGAUCACUUCCAGGAAAUCUUCACAGAAAUGGACUCCAGCAUGAAAUCAGACGUAGAUCUCACCGGCUUCAGUGAGGACAGCCUUCUGUCUCUGCUGGAUUUCUCCUACUCCUCCACUCUGUCUGUCCGCCCGGAGGACCUUCCUGAAGUUAUCGCCAUGGCCCGCCACCUGGGCAUGUGGCCUGCUGUGGAAGCCUGCUCGGCCCUCAUGAGAGAGCAAGACCAAAAACUCCAUCCCGGCAAGGACUUUACCUCAGCCUGUGCCGGCGCCUGUCAUGAGCAUCACCGCCAGCAGAGGGUAGGCAAAAGGAAAAGGGUUUCGGAUUUCGAGGACAGUAUGAACGACUGCUUCAGUCUGAGGCUGGAUUCAUCAAAUGAGUCAUUAGAAGAAAGUCCAAGGCACAAUUUGCGCAGGACACCAAAAGCCCAAUGCCAUAAUGGUCUCCCUCUGAGCCCCUCACACAGGAUGAAGCUCAUGGACUUCAAAUCUCCCUCUUCCAAGAAAGCUGCCACCCCUCGACACACUACAUCCACCCCACAGUCGCAGAAUUACUCGCGCAUAUCACCAUCAAACACCCGUCUUCUCCGCUCCACUCCUGGGGCUGCCAAAAAGGUUCAGAGAUUGCUACCCAUGCCAGAGAGCCCUCGAAAAAACAAAAAAUCUCCCUCUCCCAAACAGCAUUCCCGCACCUCAAUGUCAAGGGCUUCAAAGGUCACUGUGUGCAGCCCUGUGAGGAUAAAGCAGGAAGUGGAGGAGGUUGGAGAGGAUGAACAGGAUUACGCAAGAGCACAGGAGAAGUACCAUCUGAUGAAUGUUCUUGGGUUACAGAGGACCGCCCUCCUCCCAAGACCAGAAGAUCUGAUUGGCUGGAGACAGAAGAAACGAUUAAGAAAGCUGAAGGCUAACAACUAUUCGCUGACAAAGCGUAGGAAACCACGCCCUGCCUCCCCAGGACGGCCAUUUGGGGCUGUGACGCUGUCGCUGCCCCUCUGUAACCCUGUUAACACUCAUCUUCUUAGCAAGUCAGCAAAGACCAAGCCUUUGGGUCCCAUCAUCACCGGGCUGAUGACACCAAAGAGGCCAAAGACCGUCCCUCCGAGUGACAGGAGCAUGAGAAGUAAAGGUACAAUACCAGACAUGUUCCGCCCUGCAUCAAGGCCUCCCUUCAUGGGGAGGGAACUCAGGCGGUCGGUGAGGAGGGGUGACACUGCCCAGCAGCCUCGGAGAGGCUACGCCAUCAAAACUAAAGUGAAAAACACGGUCAGGAUUAAAUCAGAACCAACUGAAUACUCUCUCUCAGGUUUCCCUCUUUUAUCAAACAACCCCCAUGACCACACACCCCACAAGUUUCCACCCUCACACAGGACACAGGCCCAAAAUAAAGUCACUGUAGAGAGUGUCAGAACGCUGCGUUACAACAGCAGCCGACCUGCAACAAAGGCUAAGCUUAAGCAGGCCUCCACAAGGGAGGUGGGUAAGACAAAGUGUAAGCCCAGAGAGGAGGAGGGGAGGAAGGUCAUGGACACUAAACCGAGAGUGAAUGUCAAUGAACCUGAGGGGCUCACGUUUUCAGACCAGCCUCCUCCCGCAUCCAUCUACAACCACCCUCUGUACAAAGUCAUCAAAGAGGAGCCAGCAGACCCCGUGCCCGUCGGAGGAGCCUUCCCCGAUCCCCCCUCACCGGACCUGGGCAAGCGCCAGAGCAAGCCUCCCAUCAAGCUACUGGACUCAGGCUUUUUGUUCAGCUUCUGUCGGCCAGCAGGGGGCCCGAUGGCAAUACUGAAGAAAGAGGAGGAGAGCGUGGAUAUCUGCUUAACACGCUCCGUGUCACAAGUUGGGGAAGGAUUUGGAGCGGUGGAAUCCCCCCACAGGUCGCUGAGAGCCAGACCCCCCGCCCCGCCUGUGGUAAAGAAGGAGAGGGUGGAGAGGAGCGUGAGCCAAGGCAAGGCUCAGAGACCCCGGCCGAACGCCCGCAGCAUCAAUCCUCAACUGGCUAAAUGUGCCGGGUUGAAGGCCACACGGACCAAGUCAAAGCAGCAGGUGAGACGCCCUCGGAGCAGCAGGAGUUGUGUCAGGAUGGACGCAGUGUGUCGGGCCAGGCUAAAGCAGCUUAGAGGGCCACGUAGUCAGGUCCCCAAAGCCCUCAAGGCGCCCCACGCCUGUCCGGAGUGCUCAACCUCCUACAAGAGCUGUGACGCUCUGAUCAUGCAUCGCCUCAGACACAUCGAGGGCAAGCACUGGCCAUGUCUGCUCUGCAGUAAGACGUUCUUUCUACUGAGGAAUGUACGGAGCCACAUCCGCACACAUGACCCCAAGUUGUACAAAUGCCGGAGCUGCAUCGCUGCCGGAAACUGAAGCAGCCGAGGCUCAGCGAGACUGAGGACGAAGGCUGUCCGUGACACAGCGAGCGGGCUGAAGCCAGAGGCACAUGAUCGAUCAGCAGCUUGUACAUAAUGAAUUCGUCACACACGAGCCCGCGGUCUGUGGGAAGGCGUAUUUUCUCUGAUUCUAAUCAUUGCCGGCGCCAAUGACCGCCAAUGUUAUUUAAAUAACCAAAUGUAGGUUGCUGGUCUUGUUUCUGUAGCUACAGAAGGUUAAACUUGAACAUUACACUCAGGGGGCGGGGAAUUUGAUGCCACGGUAUAAAGUGAUUUAUUGUCAUGGUUGUGUAUAAAAUGUAAAGUAAUUGUUAUAACUUUUACUGCUACUUAUUGUUAUUUUUCUAUGUAUAGAGGAUUUCUUGAGUGCACUUAUAUAAUAGCUUAUGUUGUGAACCUAAGAAGUGGUGGUGAAAUUGAAGAUUUUGAGUCUAUGGCGGGAAUACUUGAAGUGAUGCAAGCGGGGGUCUUAGGAGUGAGACUGUCCUUUAGGUGUUUCAGUGGCUCUGUGUCCUGUUGGCAUGGUAACUUCUAAACGGCUUGACCAGUCCCUCUUUUCCUAUCAAUCAUGUAAUCUCUACUGGUCCCGAGUCGUGGAUUUGACUCCGGUUGCUAUGGGGACACCACUGCAUGUGUAUUUGCAUUUUGCAGGCCCAUUUGUGGUCCACUGUCUUUUCUAAGGCUGCCAAUUUUAAAAAGGGAAAAUGUUUCUUGUUUUUAAAAUGUGAAUUUCUGAAUAGUAAUCAACACAGCUGUGUCAUUACAGAUGUUUUAUUGAUCUCCUCUCACUUUAAUCCAAGAAAAAGACACACGUCGUCUUGUUCUACUUUAAAUUCCCCUCCUACUGAUUACAUGCAACCCGUUCACAUAUCCUUAUCUGUUAAAAGACCGAAUAAACAUUUGCCUUUUA